UUGAAUCUUUGGUUUGACACACACCACUUGACUCGGCCACUCCCGCUCACGCAGCCCCUGACGCCGCCGCCAGAGGAGCACCACCGCCGGAGUUAGGGGUGGUGGUGUUUGGUCCGCGGGGGCUGCACUCUCCCCCAGAACUCGAAUCCACGGCCGAAGCCCGGCCCGGCGACGGUUCGCGGUCAGCAGGUCGUAGCGCGGGCUUCACGGCAUUGUGGUUCGCGGAGGGCGGGGCGAGGCCGCUGUGGGCGGUGCGGCUACGCGCCGGCGGAGAAAGGAGGCGGGGUUGGGCGGCGGCACGCGGCGCGAGGCGGGGGGCAGCGGUCGAGCGGGGCCGAGGUGGAGGGCAAGACGACCUAGAUCUCGUGGUCCCCUGCGCCCGCCCGCCACCUCCCCUUCUCCACGGUCCAUCCGCCGCUUCUCCCCGCCGCCCAGCUCACCUCCCUACCACGCCGUGCCUCGCUCCCGCCGCGCCGCUGUGGACUGCGACUUGGAGGUUACAUUUGUCCCAUCCAGAGAAAGGGAACAGGGCGGCGGCGGGAUCAGGCUCACACCUCCUCCUCCAGGGGGGCCGCCACCCGCCGCGUGCGCCUCUACAGGAUGGCGCCGGCGCCGGCGGAACGCACCAUCGACGACCUCCCCGACCAUGUCCUCACCGAGGUCAUGCUUCGCGUCCCGACGCCGGCCGCCCUCGUGCACGCCGCGGCCGUCUCGAAGCGCUGGCGCGGUGUCAUCGUCACCUCCACCGGCAAGUUCCUGGAAGACUACCGCGCGCGCCACAAGUCUUCGCCCUUCCUUGGGCUCUACAUCCCGCGCGAGUUCGGUGGCCUGCCCUCAUUCCAGAUGGCAGAUUCAAUCCAGUCUGCCGACGACGACGACGACCGCGACCUCGACCUCCAGCACGCCGCAGCCAAGGCCUUAACCUUCAUCCUCGGCGGCCUUGAGAGACAUCGAGAGUGGCGCCUCCUGGACUGUUACAACGGCCGCCUCCUCCUUGCCAGGGGCGGCGAAUCCCUCGAGGUGUACAACCCGUUGUCCCGGGAACGCAUCUCGGUGGGCCUUCCGCAGGAUUUCAUCCUCCCGGAUGGCUUCUCAACGUGCUUGCUGCAAGGCCAUGGCGACCACGGGUCGUCAUUCCGAGUGGUCUCCGUGCAGAGCCAUCGGCGUGACCGGAUGGUUCAUGUUGUUGAGUACGACUCUUGUAGGAAGAGUUGGAAUCAUCACCCGGACAGGAAGAUCCUGAAGAACAUUGAGGGGACUCAACGUGAGGUGAUGCACGCUGGCAACCUCAUCUUAUGCAAAUACACUGGUGCAUCCUUGCUCUUGCUGGACACGGGGGAGAUGCAGUUUUCCGUCCUUCCCCUUCCAGGUGACAACAAUCCGAAAAGAUAUGCUAUAGGAGAGAUGGAGGAUGGUGUGUGCUGUCUUGCAGCAGUUGAGCCAGUUGGCAAAUUGAACAUCCCCCACUUGAGAGUGUGGAGGCUGGAGAAGCUGGACUGGAAGCUGGAGAAGGCAAUGAAAGUUGCGCAGGUGCUCGGCAAGCAUGCCCCUGCUGGACCUUUGUACUAUCAAGCUCGUAAGGUGACAAAUGGAAUGGCUGUUUUGUGCUCGACUGGGCGCAAUCUGCAUUUUGUUAUUGACCUGAAGACUUUUCGUGUGAUGGAGAAGUUUGAGUUCAAUAGGGAUCUCCCUGCUUUUCCUAUGCAAAUGCAUUGGCCGCCUGCCUUUUCGGUGGCUACAAUCAGUGGUGAGCUGUCCACACCCAAAGAUGGCGCUGCUGUACGUGGGGGUGAAGCGGAAGGUGCCGAGACCGACGGCAAGUGUGAAGAGGAAGCUGCUGAGACCAGCAGCGAGAAUGAAGAUGCGGCAGAGGACUCCGACACUGAAGGAGAUGCAGCGGAGGAGUCCCCUCCUCCAUCCCCUCCUUCACGCGGUCGCUGCUGUAAGCGAGUGGGCACCCCAGACCUGACUCCGGAGGAUGAUGAAGCGGAGGAGGGCAAGAAGCUGCUAGCAGAUGGGGAGGUCCUUGCUGUUGCUCUCCAGAGCCAGAAGAACAAGAGCAUGAAUCCACCGGUGGCUACAAUUAGUGUAAUGAAUCCUGGCAGCAGUGAAGGCGCUGAGACCGACUUCCGCCGACGGCGGCAGUUGGGGGAGCGUGGCAACUCUCCGCAGCCUCCACCUGACCACCUCCGGUGCCGCCGCAGCGAUGGGAAGAAGUGGCGCUGCUCAGGCCGUGCUCUCCCAACUGUAAGCUUCUGCGAGUAUCACUACGUAAAAGCCAACAAGGGCAAGAAGCUACCAGCAGAUGGGGAGGUCCUUGCUGUUGCUCUCCAGAGGCUGAAGAACAAGGGGAAGGGCCGGAAGAACUGCAAGAAGAACUUCUGCAACAGCUGCAUUAAUAAAUGAGUGAGAGUGAAGAUCAGAGUGCAAAUGGAGGUGGAAAAGUGAGUUCAGGGAUCAAGGAAGCGUAAGGGAGGAAAAAGAAUUGAACAGCUGUUGCUAUCUCCUCCAGAAGGUUUUCGCUGUCGUGCUUAUUUUCUCUGAGUCUGGAGUGCAUGAGAAAAUCUAUUUUGUAAUGCUUUGAGGUUUCAGUGCUCAGGCCCUCUGCGCGAGAUCACUAAAGCUGAUGCUGUCAUUAAUCUUGGGUGUAUGAUACAGGUUCCUGAACCAAAACUCUGUCAUCUCAUUGCUUUAUGGUAAUGAAACUCGGGCAUUGCCCUUAGUGGAA
Messenger RNA from Setaria italica (foxtail millet), 2728 nucleotides. RefSeq lists its product as uncharacterized. NCBI's taxonomy places the organism in Eukaryota, Viridiplantae, Streptophyta, Magnoliopsida, Poales, Poaceae. The coding region runs from base 601 to 2406 and encodes 601 amino acids. The record is from RefSeq and is a predicted model, not a curated record. Gene Ontology annotation, molecular function: protein binding. The transcript is spliced from 3 exons.